Messenger RNA from Macrobrachium nipponense, 1787 nucleotides. RefSeq names its product lipid storage droplets surface-binding protein 2-like. Bases 145 to 1302 code for a protein of 385 amino acids. The record is from RefSeq and is a predicted model, not a curated record. The transcript has 9 exons. NCBI's taxonomy places the organism in Eukaryota, Metazoa, Arthropoda, Malacostraca, Decapoda, Palaemonidae. Gene Ontology annotation, cellular component: cytosol; lipid droplet. Gene Ontology annotation, biological process: lipid storage; positive regulation of triglyceride storage.
ACCUGGAGGCGAGAUGUGAGCUCGCUUCGUCAGGUGGUGGGGAGGCAGCAGUUCCUCUCGGACGUCGAAGGAGAUAGGGUCGACCUCUCUUGAGUUUGAUAUAGUAAAUAUCUGGCAGCGUCGAGUUUACAGAAGCAGCGAGAAAUGGCCCCGAAGUCCGAUCUUAUCCGAUACUCGCCAACACCUGCCUUCACUGCACGUGUCCUGGCCCUGCCCGUGCUCACUGAAGCCGUGCACAGGGCUCUGGAUGUGUACGAAGACACCAAGACCAGAAAUGACGCUAUGGGAGCCGCCCUUAGGGCCGCCGAAGCCAGCAUGCGCGUAGCAGCCUCUGGAGCCAUGCCCCUGGCCACGCCCAUCGUGAACACCGUGGGCGGCUGGGGCGUGGUCGAUGAGUGGGCGUGUCGUGGGCUGGAUAAGGUAGAGAAGGUGGCACCCAUCAUUAAGAAACAGCCGAGAGAAAUCAUACACUCAACACGACAGACGGUGCUAAGGGCCGUGGCUGGGGACAACGGCACCGUCCCUGAUUCGUUUUCCGAAGCUUUCACUGCUAGAGCCAAUCAAGCAGUAAAUAUCGCUGAGUUUAUGGCCAACAGCCGAGGUGGCCAUGUGUCACACGGGCGAACUCGGGUGCCACAUGGAGGUGUACUUAUCAAAGUGACUUCCCUCCUGAACAAGACUCAGCAAAGGCUUUACCGUUCUGUGUACGUACUGAUCCGCCCACCUAACGAUCGAUCGCUUGAUGGUCCUAUAUCUGUUUCUAUGCUGGUUGACUUCGGCCGUCGCACCGCUGAAGAACUGUACGUCGAGUUACUCCGCGAGCCCUUGAAAGAUGAGCCUCAGAACCCUGGAAUGGCAGUGGCUCGCACCACCGUCAAGCUCACCAAACAGUACACUGACCAGAUCAACGAAUUGCUGAAGAAGCAGGUGGAUAGUGUGAAAACAAUGGACAGGGAUGCCAUCAUGCAGAUGCUACAGAACUCCAUCAAGACCAGUUUGGAGAUAUCCUCUAACACUGGCUCCUACGUCCAGGGAGGUCUGAAUGCAGUUGUCAAUGCCAUUGGCAAUGUUGUGCAGAACGCUGGAAGUUACAGGACGUACGUCGAGGACAUGCUGAGGAAAGCCAUGGCAGACUACGAGAACAAAGAGCGAGCCGCCAGGGCUGCAGCAGCAGCAGAAUCCUGGAGGAAAAAGAACAACAUGGAGAGAGUUGUCUCUCCCCCUCCACCACAGGACACCUACCGGAGGCUGUCCAGCUCCAAGUCUCCUGUCUGGGAAGGCAGAAGGGGAAGCCGCAGCUAGGAUGGUGCUGCGGAGCGCUGGAGCUGACCUAACCUAACCUAGAGAACCGACCAAUUCCUGAUGUCUUCGCCUAUUGGAUUUUCAAUGUGUGGUCUAGUCUUCUUUCUUAGUUAAGGUUGGAAAAAGUGAUUUAGAGAGGUCAUUUACACAUCUGUUCUGUAGCUAGUGUUUGUAGAGCACUCUUUCGAGAGCUGGAAGGUUCUUGAAUGGGUUUAGAUUUGAUAGGUAGAAUGCACGACUGUAUGUAUCACUUAGAAAUUGCUCAAUAUCGAUUCUCUCUUGUACUUUUUUUCUGUUAAUCGUAAAUUUCAUAUAUAUAGAAGUAUUUGUAUGCUUGUAUAUGCCACUUAGCCAUUUAGAGAAAGGUCUUUGAUAUCUAUGUUGAACUGUAUUUCAAUUUGAACAUCCAUAUUUGCACGUUUUCACCUGCUGUAGAGAAAGCUGAGAGAUCAGAUGAAGAUUAAAGUAUUACUUUGCUCUUGAAA